CUGCUGGCAGGCCCAGAGCUGCUUCUGGAUUGUGGCCACUCUAAAAGCAAGGACCAGUUUUUCACUCCAGUGAGUGGACUCAAACUUUGCCUCACAAAGGAGGAUCCUUGUCCCUGAGACUUGCAGCCCUUGGAGUACUCUUCUGCAUCUUUAAAGAGUUCUUCCAUCAGUAAUGAACACGUAUUCACCUCUGUCUGACAGUGCCUGAAACAUUUUUAAGGGCAGUGAGAGCGGAUGCAGAAAGAAACAAUAAAUUCUGUGUUGUCCAUUAACGCCUUUGCAACCUGCCAAAGGCUUGAAUCGGUUUCCAGAAGUAGUUCCUAUUUCUGCUUAUAUUGCACUAAUUCUCAUUCUUCUCCCCUCAGCUUUCGUGGUGCACUCUAUUGCUGAAGCUGCUAAUGUUUUCAUUCAAUACUGAGGAGCCAAAAUCAAAUUCGUCACCGUUGUUUCGGAGGAGUUUUCAGUUCUCAGGGAGGCGCAACUGGAAUGCAGCAGAAGACUUGCAGAGAUACAGACAUCAGUACCCGGAUUUGAUGGAGUCAGAAAAUGAGGAGGAAGAAGAGAUGCUGAACUUAAGGUUUUAUAAAAACAAGACUCGCUUUUUGCCCCAGGGUUUGUUUAUUGAAAAUCUGCUUGAAUCUUGGUGGGACAACUAUGAAGUUCUGGAAGAAAACCAUUCUUACAUACAAUGGCUAUUCCCUUUACGUGAACCUGGGAUGAACUGGUAUGCCAAACCACUCACGUGUCGAGAAAUCCAGGCCUUCAAGAAGUCCAAGGAAGUCAUGCAAAGAUUUAUCCGUGCUUAUCAGCUCAUGCUGGGAUUUUAUGGAAUCGCUCUGAUUAACGAGGAAACCGGAGAGCUCAAGAGAGCAGAGAACUGGGCUGAACGGUUUCAGAACCUGAACCGGUUCAGCCACAACAAUUUGCGGAUUACUCGCAUCCUGAAGUGCCUGGGGGAGAUGGGAUAUGAACAUUAUCAAGUGCACUUGGUAAAGUUUUUCCUAACAGAAACUCUUGUUAAGGAGACGUUACCAAAUGUCAAGAGAAGUGCCUUGGAUUACUUCCUGUUCACCAUCCGGAGCAAACAGAAGAGGAGAGAACUGGUCCACUACGCUUGGCAACACUUCAGACCUCGAGACAGCUUCGUGUGGGGGCCACACCACAAACUCUUGAAGUACAGACCCCGCUCUGCCAAGUCACAACUGCAGCAAAAGGCUGAAGAUAAACAGGAAACUCCUGGUAGAAAAUGUGAUGGUUCUGUGGAUCAUCAGAGCCAGUCUUCAGAGGAAGAGCAGGAGGCUGGAGAUGCUGCAAGGUUGGAGGCUGGAGAUGCUGCAAGCUUGCAUCCGGAAGUGAAUGAUAAAGAUGUAAAAAAGAAGAAAAGUGAAUGUCCUUUGAAAGGAGGAGGUGAUGAGGAGGCGAAAGAAGCUUCAUUUACCCAGCAGGAGGAGGAGGAUUUAAACAGUGAGGCUGAAGAAGUGCAGGGUGCAGCAGAGAAUGAUUGCACAAAGGAGAGCAAGAAGAGAAAACUGGAUGCAAAUAGGGUAGAUGCUAACAGUGGACCGUUGAAAAGCCCCACUGAUAUUGAAAACAUUUCCCAUAACCUGGGAGAAUGUGCAAUUGAUGCAGAAAUCCCCUCCUCAGCUCCACUCAUAGAAGCAGAAGAGGACAAGGAAACACUGAAGGAAGAGAAUGCAAGCACCAAAGACCCAGCAGCACCAGAGAGCACUGAUGCUGCUGUGAAACGGAGGAAAGUAGAUAAAAGAACAAUGAGAAACAGACCAUGCAACCUGGCCAUAAACCUGAACAUGGGGAUCAAGUCAAAUCCAUCAGUUGCAAACGCUGAGGCUGAAAAUGACAGUGAGAAAAUUGCAGCUGUGGAUGUGGUGAGAGAGAGGAGCGGUGGUGAUGCAAAUGGUGGGGCUGUGGGACCCCCAGUCGAUUUCAGGCUGCCCAAGUCUGGCUGGACUUCUCCAAUAAGUGAUGGCUUGGAGGCGAGUGGAGACCGAGUCAGAGCAAGGAGUGAUGAGCACCACUGCAACAGCACAUUCCUGCAAGGGAAAAGUGAGGUAUAUGGGGUAGAACAGCAUCAGAAGGCAGAAAAUGCGAGUGAAAAAGAGCAAGCAGAAGUCACAGGCAAGAAACAUCCUCCAGAGAGUCUUAAGCAGAGCAUUGCAUCCCCUUGUCCUGAAGAAGACAGUACUGAGUGUGCAGCAGAACCCGCUGAGGAGCUGGUAGCAGCAAGUGACACCAGCAUGGGAAGCACUUGAGCAAGCAAAGAUGACACUGCCCUAACUGCUAGGAGCCAGCUUGUGGUUUGGAUAGCAGAAGUAGACAGAAGAAUAAACUUCCUUUGGCUGAUCCAGGCUA
Messenger RNA from Pezoporus occidentalis (night parrot), 2370 nucleotides. It is a transcript of the gene OGFR, whose product is annotated as opioid growth factor receptor. The transcript has 9 exons. The record is from RefSeq and is a predicted model, not a curated record. NCBI's taxonomy places the organism in Eukaryota, Metazoa, Chordata, Aves, Psittaciformes, Psittacidae. Gene Ontology annotation, molecular function: opioid growth factor receptor activity. Gene Ontology annotation, cellular component: membrane. Bases 399 to 2270 code for a protein of 623 amino acids.